Messenger RNA from Fukomys damarensis (Damara mole-rat), 4760 nucleotides. It is a transcript of the gene Hcrtr1, whose product is annotated as hypocretin receptor 1. Gene Ontology annotation, biological process: feeding behavior; G protein-coupled receptor signaling pathway. Lineage: Eukaryota; Metazoa; Chordata; Mammalia; Rodentia; Bathyergidae. The transcript has 8 exons. The record is from RefSeq and is a predicted model, not a curated record. The coding region runs from base 215 to 1498 and encodes 427 amino acids. Gene Ontology annotation, cellular component: membrane. Gene Ontology annotation, molecular function: orexin receptor activity.
UCGGGAAGGGGCUGCUCGGCCCCCUCCCCAGUCCGGUGCCGGGCGAAGUCUCCAGCGCAGGGUCCAGGGACCAGCAGCUGAAAACGCCCGGGUUCCGAAGCCAACAGGAGCUUUAGGCUGAGACUCCAAAGGCCUGGGUGCAAGUUGAGGACUGGACCAGGCUCCCCUCUCCAAAAUCCCAGGAUGCCCCUUAGCUGCCCCGGCUCCUGACCUCAUGGAGCCCUCGACCUCUCCAGGGGCCCAGAUGGAGGUCCCCACUGGCAGUGAGGAGCCCUCCUCUGUGCCUCCAGACUAUGAAGAUGAGUUUCUGCUGUAUUUGUGGCGUGAUUAUCUGUACCCGAAGCAGUAUGAGUGGGUCCUCAUUGCAGCCUAUGUGGCCGUGUUCCUCAUAGCCCUGGUGGGCAACACCCUGGUCUGCCUAGCGGUAUGGCGGAACCACCACAUGAGGACGGUCACCAACUACUUCAUUGUCAACCUGUCCCUGGCUGACGUGCUGGUGACAGCCAUCUGCCUGCCUGCCAGCCUGCUAGUGGACAUCACUGAGUCCUGGCUCUUCGGCCAUACCCUCUGCAAGGUCAUCCCUUAUUUACAGGCCGUGUCUGUGUCGGUGGCAGUGCUGACUCUCAGCUUCAUCGCCCUGGACCGCUGGUAUGCCAUCUGCCAUCCACUGCUGUUCAAGAGCACUGCCCGGCGUACCCGGGGCUCCAUCCUGGGCAUCUGGGCCGUGUCACUGACUGUCAUGGUGCCCCAGGCUGCUGUCAUGGAAUGUAGCAGUGCGCUGCCUGAGCUGGCCAACCGCACCCGGCUCUUCUCUGUCUGUGACGAACACUGGGCAGAUGAACUUUACCCCAGGAUCUACCACAGUUGCUUCUUCGUCGUCACCUACUUGGCCCCACUCAGCCUCAUGGCCAUGGCCUAUUUCCAGAUCUUCCGCAAGCUCUGGGGCCGCCAGAUUCCCGGCACCACCUCAGCUCUGGUCCGGAACUGGAAGCGGCCCUCGGACCAAAUGGAGGAGCAGGGGCAGGGCCUCAGUGUAGAGCCCCAGCCCCGGGCCCGGGCCCGCACCUUUCUGGCUGAGGUGAAGCAGAUGCGAGCUCGGAGGAAGACGGCCAAGAUGCUGAUGGUGGUGCUGCUGGUCUUUGCCCUCUGCUACCUGCCCAUCAGCGUCCUCAACGUCCUCAAGAGGGUGUUCGGGAUGUUCCACCAAGCCAGUGACCGGGAAGCUGUCUACGCCUGCUUCACCUUCUCCCACUGGCUGGUGUACGCCAACAGCGCCGCCAACCCCAUCAUCUACAACUUCCUCAGUGGCAAAUUCCGGGAGCAGUUUAAGGCUGCCUUCUCCUGCUGCCUGCCUGGUGUGGGUCCCUGCGGCUCUCUGAAUGACCCCAGGCUCCGCUCCUCUGCCAGUCACAAGUCCCUGUCCUUGCAGAGUCAGUGCUCGGUCUCCAAAGUCUCAGAGCAUGUGGUGCUCACCAGUGUCACCACAGUGCUGCCCUGAGUGAGGGCCACCCUGGAGGUUCUGGGAGCUGCAGCUGAUUCCUGCCUGGGCUGCUCCUCUGGCUCCUGGGAUCCAUCCCUGGAAAGGCUUCUGGAUGCAGUGAAAGGCUGCAGUUCUGGUUUUACUGCCUGUGAGACUCUGAACAAGUCAUUCUCUCAGAGCUUGUGUUCUUUAAGCAGGGGUGAUGUGAGGCUAAAGGAUGCCCAAGAAAGUGGAAAGCUCUUCGUAAAUUGUGAAGUGCUUUGGAUGUGGCUACUGUUGUGCUUCUCUCCUUGGCCACACCCGACAGUACCAUCCGCCCUUAUCAUCAUCCAACAUUGGCUUUCCUCCCAGAGACCCCUCUCCUGUCCAAUUAUACGCCUUCCCCGGAGCCUGCUAUAAAGGUCCCCACAGCAUUUCCAUCUGGACCAGGGGCUCCCUAAAGCCCAGAGCUGCACUCAGCCCGCUGCCCUGAUGCCUGUGUGAAUUAAUCUGGGCCCAGCCUUUCUUCAGUGAGGCCAUGAGCACAACCCAUCCUCACCAGGUACUGAGCGCAUGCACAAUAGGCUGGACCCUGUUGGCUCUAUGAUAUGAUAAAAUACUCUUGGUCAUUCGGCAUGGAGGCCAGCAGCCCAAAGCAAUUGUAAUUAAAAACCUGGCACUGAAUGUUCCCUUUCCUGGUCAUUACACAAAAUCUGUGCUGCUCAGGAUAGAAGAAGGUGAGGUGAGUAGGCACUGGAAUGCUAUUAUCUGUAGACUGCUCCUACUCCCUGCUCAAAUGCACUUGGCCUGGCCUCAAAGUGCACACAGUGGUACUUCCUCAGUGGUGCCACACCUCUCAUGUCCAGAACCUCAAACUUUGACACACUGCAGGCUCCCAGCCAAAUAGCCUCUUAGUAAGGGGAUAGGGCGGGUAGACAUAGGUUAACAGACUUACCGUUCCUUCACCAUCUUGAAAACUGGGGCUUCAUUUAUUCACUAUGAGCUCACAGGAUAAAGAGACAAAGCUAUAAACCUGGCCAGACGUGCUCCAGCUGCCACCGAGAUAAUUAUAGGGCUGCCAGAGGCCCUGAUCCUUGUUGGCAGAGUAGGAUAUGAGUACAUUCUGAAGUGCUGCUCUGCUGGGAGGCACAGGAGACAUCUGGCUCAGGCCAGCGCAGCCACACACACCACCAGUUCUGCUUAAAUUGAUUAAUGGAGCUUCCCCCAGCCUCAGCUGUCAAGAAGUGGAGACGUGCCUAGGCAUGGCUUGUCUUGGGCACCCCACUUCACCCAGAGCAGGUGGAUGCUGUGCUGCCUUUCCUCACUCUCCACAAGUCACUCGCACAGCCCAGCUCACAGUGGACAGUGCAGUUGCUGCCGGGAGGGACAGGCUGUCCUGUUCUCCUAAGCGCCCACUGCCUUGGGCUUGGCCUUGAGCCACUUGCAAAGCUCACAGGCAGGUCUAGAGAGGUGUGCAGAACAAGGCAGGAGGACCCCAGCCCAGAGCCAACUAUGCCUGCAAGGAUCCACCCAGAUCUUGGGUUCCUCAUCCUGAUGACACAAAGGUAGAGAUGGUGAAUGAUACUAUUCUGAAGAUGUGUUUCAGAGCAAGAGAUGUAGCUCAGUGGUAAAGCAUUUGCAUGUGCAAGGCCUAGAGUUGAGUCCCAGCACCAGGUAAAAAGUAAAAAAAAAAAAAAAGGGUUUCGGUGGAUACUCAUUCAGCUGGAACAACAGGAUCUUCCUCUAAUGGCUGCAGGUCUGCCCUGCAGUCUGCUAGUUGGUCAGCAGCAUGGUGCGUUUUAUGCUUCCUUUGUGGGGUACCUGGGUGCUCAGUAAGGAGCAGCUGAAGAACCCAGGGAUAUGUGGCACGCGUGUGUGUGGCGAACUGCACUACCCAGCUGGAAGACUGGCACGCAGGAAGGGGUGAUGUGGCCCUAAAGAGAAAACCAGACAAAUGGCUAGUGUUUCCAAGGUGAUUUAAAAUCCAUAUCAAGAAGUUUCUACCAAGUAAAGAGGAAAUGAGCGAGGCCCUGAGUCUUUGUCAUUGGAGUUUUACAAGAAGCUGGACUCCCAGGCUGUCCCUGGGGGAUAUUAGCUGUAGAUAGGGCCUGGCCUCAGGCAACUAGAUCCCAUCUAAUUCUGGAUUCCAGUGGCACAGCAGUGUAGAGAAGGAAGCUGAACUGGCUGAACCUGACUUGCCUGCUGGGCCUUACAGGCUUGCUCAGCAGUUGUAGCUACUCCCUGCACUACAGGGAGGAGAGGGCUCAAAGCUCUUAUCUUCAUCUCCAAAAGCCAAAGGAUUAUCACACCAUUGCCAGCGAUAAGGCUCCAUUGGCAAACUAGAAUAUCUGGUGUCUUCAGCUUUUGAUUGAAAUUUUGUCAGCUCCUUAUAGACUUCCAAUGUAGACUGGGUAUCAUGCUGAUCUAGAGAUCCAACCGGCAGGUACAGAUGUCUGUGCUUAAUAAAAUGGGGAAAAUUUUAACUUCAUAAAUGGAGUUUUGUCUGGAAGAUAAAACUCAGGUCUGAGAUGAUAAAAAGGCCAAGAUGUGAAAAGUAACUUCUAUGAAACACAGUCAGCUUCUUGAGUUGAUCCUCAGCCACUUGAAGUGAACCUGGCAGGACAAAGUGAGUGGCCCAAUGCCUUCGAUUCACCCUGGUAGGAGAAACCAUCAGCCACAGUCUGCUCCCCAACCCCAGCUGCUUCUUUCUGUAUGGCUUGGUAUACAAUAUUGCUUAAAUAUUUGCUGAAUGAAAGAAUAAACAAGUGAACGAACAGAUGAGUAUGAACCUGUAGCUGGGUCGUCAUGGUAGAAAACAAAGGACUCCAGAGUUAGAAUGGUAUCUUUUUAUUGAAGCUUAUAAUUUCACUGGACUUUUGGCCCCAAGUGAAAAAAAAACAAAACAAAACUGGAGAAAAAAGAAAGCAUUGGCAUUUGGGGUGACAAGGUCCCCCGGGGACUAAAGCUGAGCAAAAGCAUGGCAGGCAAGUGCGGGGUCCAAGUUUCAGAGUGUAACUGCCUGGCCAGAGAUGCCCAGAGGGCAUUUGUCCAAGCUUCCUGAGCAGGGACAGCCCCAGACACCUAGAAGUUUAUACACAACAACUUGUGGGUGAGGGAAAAUCCAAGCCACUGGUCCCCUGGGGAAAUCUCUCUUAUUCUCAGACAGAUUCCAUUUUGGAGAAAAUGGGCUCUGGGCUCAUCUGAUAAGAUGGCCUGGGUGAGGGAAGACAGGCAGUAAUACUAAGAGGCCGAUGAACACUUACUACUAGCAGCAGGAUACAGAGGGGAAAGCUGGAGGCCA